AUGCAUAUCAAAAUUCUGAAUUGCAAUGACAACAACAAGGCUAAUUGCGCAAUAAAUGACAUUAAAAAAUCGUUGACCGAGGGGCAACUGGACAUGUUCAAGAAAACUGUGUUUGGCAAAUUCUUAAACAUACCUCACUGUAAAUUUCAGACUCAGUUGGUCAACAUGCUAUUGUUACGUGAGGUAAACCAGCGAAGGUCUGACGAGGUUUGGAUCAAUUUUGCUGGGAAGAUGCUCCGGUUUGGCAUCGAAGAGUUUGCCUUAAUUACCGGAAUGAAAUGCAUUGGGUCUAGCAAGAAAUUAGCCUUCCAGCAAGUGACUGGCGGUCUCUUAUACUUUGCUGGGUUCCGAUUGACCAGGAACUACAUACGGAGUCAAUUUAUCUCCAAGGUAUGGAAGAAUGACGAGGAUGCAGUGAAGCUUGCAAAGCUUCACCUUCUAGCAAAUUUUUUACUGGGUGCCCAUGACACAUUAUUGCUUGAUAGACGAUAUUUGGACAUAAUUGAUAGGUCCGGUUGUGAUGAAUUUCCAUGGGGAACAGAGGUGUUUGAAUACACUAUCCAUUAUCUGAAGAAGACGUUGCACAAUCGUCGGGCGAUGCAUACGAGAAAAGACGAUGUGAAUGACUAUCUUUACAGAUGCUAUGGAUUCAUCCUAGCACUGCAGAUUUGGUUUUUUGAGAUUUGUGACGCAGCUGACAAUCUGAUUUGCUCAUGUAUAGUUGGUGAAGAUAUGCCACGUAUGUUGAAGUGGGAGGUGAAGGGAUGCUACAACAGAUUGUUCAUCGACAGACAUUUCAUGAACUUGUCACAUGACAAGUUCAACAACUUGAGCCCGACAAAGUUUGAAAAAUCCAAUCUUCAGUUAGAUGGGUUAUUCAAGAAAAAAAAUCAAUUUCUCGUAGACGACGACUCGUCAUCUAAUGGUCCAACGCACAUCCAAUCAGAGAUACUUAACCGAUUGGAUGAGAUGGGACAAAAACAGACAGACAUGGCCAACGAGCUUGAAAUGAUAAAGAAUCUGUUUAUGGAGUUUUCAACCAAGAGUGCUAAUGACUUUGCCAUGCUCAAAGAAAUGAUAUUGGAAGGUGAGGUUGAUGCCAAUGUUGGACAAGAUACUGACGUUGAAAAUGAUCCAAAAGGAAAUGAAGAAGCAGUCAACCGGUUUAAUGCUGAUGAUGUUGAUGCCCAAGUUGGACAAGAUACCGACUCGGCACAUGAUCCAAAAAGAUUCAAUGUUGAUGUUGAUGUCAAUGUUGGACAAGAUACCGACGUUGCAAAUGAUCCAAACGGAUUGAAUGCUAAUGUUGAUGUUGACACUUUCUCUCCCAUCAACACUCAAUUCUAG
This is a messenger RNA of Striga hermonthica, 1347 nucleotides long. Lineage: Eukaryota; Viridiplantae; Streptophyta; Magnoliopsida; Lamiales; Orobanchaceae. The record is from the annotation of a GenBank genome assembly.